CUCAGACUUCCUGUCCCUUACUCUUGCAAUAAGCCAUCGAAAUAUCGAUAGAAACCUCGACCGAACUUGAUACGCAGACGAGCAUUUAUUGCCAACAAUGACAACCCAGGUUGACAUUAGAGGCAAUAUCGCUCAGGCCGAGGCCAUCCAAGUCAAUUCCGUCAAUCUCACCACAGUUCAUACUCUUGCAGAAGUUGAUCAGCUAUGCCUUCGCACUCUACGAUGCGCCAAUGCACUGGUUGUCAAAAAUAAGCUGAAAGAGAACAAGGACAAGCUACUCUAUGAUUUGAUUGCAUGGGUCUUUCAAGACCGACAGUAUUUAAGCUGGCAAGAUGGAGAAAAAAUCUCUCUACUCUGGAUCAAGGGUGGUGCUGGACGAGGGAAAACCAUGAUAUCGAUCGGCCUGGUCGAUCGGCUUCUACGCCGACAAAAUGAUUCAACUAUGGUCGCUUAUUUCUUCUGUCAAAAUGCGAACUAUGAGCUCAAUACUCUCGAGUCAGUAAUCAAAGGCUUGAUUCAGCAGUUGGUCUUCAAGCAACAGGGACUUCAAAUAGCUCUGCGACGCCGCUGGGACUGUUUGAAAAAUCGCUUCGAAGAGGACACUACUUCGUGGCGAGUGCUUUGGGACAUUCUGUUGGAGAUGUUAGAGGGCUGUACGUGUCAAAGAGUAUAUAUUAUCGUGGAUGCUCUUGAUGAGUGUCGUGAUGAUGACAAAACGGAUUUCCUAAAGCUCAUUGUCCGAACGGGCCUUCACAACCCCGCGAAGAUUAAAUGGCUAUUGACAAGUCGACCAUUACACAGCGCUGACAGAGAACUUUUAACUGGGAAUGACCAAGCACAAGUCAGCUUAGAACUCAACUUGCAACAUAUUUCGGAAGCAGUGAAGACUUAUGUCGCUUUCAAAGUGGCUGAACUCGAUCGUCGCCACAAUUACGGCAAAGAACUGCGACGAAAGCUAGAGGCAGUACUGAAUGAAAAAGCGGAAUCUACUUAUUUGUGGGUCAGUUUGGUGUGUAAAAAUCUUGAGGGUGUACACCGAGAUGAUGCUCUCUCUACAAUCCAAGAAAUGCCACCGGGCUUGCCUUCGUUGUAUCACAGGUCAUGCACUCAACUUCGCAACAGAGAAUCAGUCGACGCGAAGAAUUGUAUCCGACUACUGAAAGUGAUGAUGCUGGCUUAUCGGCCUCUACACUCGAGCGAAGUGGGAAGUGUCACCGGUAUAACCGACAGUGUCUUGCGGAUUGAUGCACUAGUUGACAAAUGUGCAUCUUUAAUCAACAUGCGAGGAACCAUCAUCGACUUUGUCCAUCAAUCUGCUCGAGAUUACCUGUCAAGCGGUGACGGAAAAGCUUUACUAGACUCGCAUGAGGACUACGGAAACGGCCAUGUUGCUUUGAGCUGCUUGUUCUUUCUAUCUGCAGAGCUCCGUUUCAAUAUUUGUGAGCUCCCGAGGCUUGAUUCGACUGGGAAAUUGACGGAAGAGAUGAAAGAUCCAAAGGAAUGUGCUUUAUUGGCCAGUAUGGAAUACGCAGCCACAUUCUGGGCACAACACCUUGAGGGUGAUUCGAACACUUUGCUGGUGCAGAAUGCGCUUACUGAGCGCGGCGAGGUCAGUCGAUUUCUACAGGCCAAAUUCCUGGAGUGGUUGGAAUGUCUCAGCCUGUUAGACAAGCAGGAGAUGGCUAUAGAAGUGCUCAAAACGAUGUCAAGGGUAGCAGAGUCAGCGCCUUUCGUAUCAACCUUUGUACAGGAUGCCACACACUUUUUAGUAAGACACUACCAUACAAUUGCAAAUUGGCCACUGCAGAUAUACAGCUCUGCGACCGUUUUUAGUCCUGAGAGGAGCAUUGUGAAGAGGGAAAAUUUGGAUAAGCUUCCGAAGUGGCUGAAACAGAUUCCUCGGAUGGACAAUGACUGGUCAUCUGUGAUACAUAGCAUGGGAGGCCACUCGGAUAAGGUUAAAGCUGUGGCAUUUUCACCAAGCGGUAAACGCAUUGCUUCAGGGUCGCAUGAUGAAACAAUCAAGAUAUGGGACGCCAGAACCGGAGAUCUUGAGAAAACAUUAGCAGGCCACUCAGAUUGGGUUUAUGCGGUGGCUUUUUCACCAGAUGGCAAGCAUAUUGUGUCAGGGUCAGACGACAACACUAUAAAAUUCUGGGAAAUCGCGACCGGAAAGCUUCUAAAGACCUUAACGGGCCACUCAGAUUGUGUCAGUACCGUGGUGUUUUCACCAGAUGGCAAACAUAUCGCGUCAGGGUCGCAUGACGGCACCAUAAAGCUAUGGGAUACCAAGACCAGAAACCUCUCAAAGACCCUAGCUGGCCACUCAGGUAGAGUUAAUUCCGUGGCAUUUUCACUAGAUUGCAAGCAUAUCGCGUCAGGGUCUGCAGAUAACACUAUCAAACUCUGGGAUACCGUGAGUGGAGCACUCAAGAAAACAUUGGCAUGCCACUCAGAUUGGGUUAAUGCUGUGGCAUUUUCACCAGAUGGUAAGCAUAUCGCGUCAGGGUCAGGCGAUAACACUAUCAAAAUCUGGGAUAUUGCGACCGGAAAUCUUUGGAAGAUCAUUGAUAGCCACUCAGAUUGUGUUAAUACCGUGGCCUUUUCACCAGAUGGCAAGCAUAUUGUGUCAGGGUCAGACGACAACACAGUUAGGCUGUGGGAUGCUGCGACUACAUCACUUCAGAAGACACUAGUAGGCCACUCAGAUUGGGUUAAUGCGGUGGCUUUUUCACCAGAUGGCAAUCAUCUUGUGUCAGGGUCAAACGACAACACUAUUAAACUCUGGGAUACCAUGAUUAGGGGCCUUCAUAAGACGCAAGUAGGCCAUUCGGAUUACGUUACAACCCUAUCCCUUUCGCCCGAUGCGAGAUAUGUGGCGUCGGGUUCGCACGAUAGCUCUGUCAAACUGUGGGAUGCCAGAAGCGGUGCUCUUCAGAAAACCUUUGCAGGUCACUUAGAUGCUUUAAAUGCCGUGGAUUUUUCACCAGAUGGCAUGCAUAUUGCGUCAGCGUCAAACGACAGCACCAUUAGAUUAUGGGAAUCUGUGACCGGAGCACUUGAGAAAACAUUAGCAGGCCACUCAGAUUGGGUUAAUGCGGUGGCUUUUUCACCAGAUGGCAAGCAUAUUGUGUCAGGGUCAGACGACAACACUAUAAAAUUCUGGGAAGUCGCGACCGGAAAGCUUCUAAAGACCUUAACGGGCCACUCAGAUUGUGUCAGUACCGUGGUGUUUUCACCAGAUGGCAAACAGAUCGCUUCAGGGUCUGCAGAUAACACUAUCAAAAUCUGGGAUAUUGCGACCGGAAAUCUUUGGAAGACCAUUGAUAGCCACUCAGAUUGUGUUAAUACCGUGGCCUUUUCACCAGAUGGCAAGCAUAUCGCUUCAGGGUCUGGCGAUGACACAGUUAGGCUAAGGCAAUAG
Messenger RNA from Penicillium brasilianum, 3424 nucleotides. The record is from the annotation of a GenBank genome assembly. NCBI's taxonomy places the organism in Eukaryota, Fungi, Ascomycota, Eurotiomycetes, Eurotiales, Aspergillaceae.